Pseudomyrmex gracilis is the source of this 627-nucleotide messenger RNA. It is a transcript of the gene ND-13B, whose product is annotated as NADH dehydrogenase [ubiquinone] 1 alpha subcomplex subunit 5. Gene Ontology annotation, biological process: respiratory electron transport chain. The transcript has 3 exons. Bases 136 to 492 code for a protein of 118 amino acids. NCBI's taxonomy places the organism in Eukaryota, Metazoa, Arthropoda, Insecta, Hymenoptera, Formicidae. The record is from RefSeq and is a predicted model, not a curated record.
CCUUAUUUCUAUGUCUAUGGUCAUAGCCGUUAUUGUAGGACAGUCCUGAGCUGUGUGAGUAGAUAUUUUCAGGUUAGAAAACGUAAAGUGAGUGAAUACGUCUUUUAUCUCACGAAUUGAGUAACAGUACUGACGAUGGCAAGUGUUUUGAAAAAGAGUACAAAUUUAACGGGUCUUGCUGUUUGUAAGAAUCCUCAUCUGGAAUUAGUUCCGCUAUACAAUAGAAUUCUGCGUGUCUUACAAAAGAUGCCAAAUGACUACGCUUAUAGGAAGGAAACGGAGAAAAUUGUCAAGGAUAGAUUAAAGAUCGUGAGAGAGAAUCCUGAUAUACCAACUAUUGAAAAUAAAAUUAACUGCGGACAAGUUGAAGAGCUUAUUGUACAAGCUAGAAAUGAGAUGACGCUCGCAGAGAAGAUGGUAUUGUGGAAACCAUGGGAGAAAUUAAUCGAGGAAGCACCGUCCAACCAGUGGACUUGGCCACCUCAUAAAUAAAGUUUUAAGUUGUAUAAAUAUUUUCUAUGUAAAUAUAGUAUGUAUAGAUUGCUUUUUAUGCAAGAUCACACAUAUUGUGUUGUCGUUAUAUAUGUGUAUAUAAUAUCAUUAAAUAAAUGUUCUCUCUGAGAGAGA